This is a messenger RNA of Sinocyclocheilus anshuiensis, 1311 nucleotides long. RefSeq names its product transcription elongation factor 1 homolog. Bases 103 to 354 code for a protein of 83 amino acids. Gene Ontology annotation, molecular function: RNA polymerase II complex binding. Lineage: Eukaryota; Metazoa; Chordata; Actinopteri; Cypriniformes; Cyprinidae. Gene Ontology annotation, biological process: transcription elongation by RNA polymerase II. The transcript is spliced from 4 exons. Gene Ontology annotation, cellular component: transcription elongation factor complex. The record is from RefSeq and is a predicted model, not a curated record.
GACAUUUGACCGAGCGGAAGUACAUCUUCUGUUUAUUCUUUGUAGGCGCUGUGUGCUCGUUUUCCUUGAGAGUCGCCUCACAUUAAUCGCAGUUUGCAAAAGAUGGGACGCAGAAAGUCGAAGAGAAAACCCCCUCCCAAGAAAAAGAUGACCGGAAAUCUGGACACCCAGUUUACCUGCCCCUUCUGUAACCACGAGAAAUCAUGUGACGUCAAGAUGGAACGAAGUCGAAAUACUGGGAUAAUAUCCUGUACUGUGUGUCUAGAGGAAUUCCAGACACCAAUAACUUAUCUUUCGGAGCCGGUGGACGUGUACAGUGAUUGGAUAGAUGCUUGUGAAGCAGCCAAUCAGUAGUUUUGCUGGGUCAAAUGUCACAGACGACCAAAUACACUUGAAGACUUUUGUUUGUUUUAAACUGCUGUACUGAUUCACUGUUCAGUCUUGUAUUGAAGCUGAAAGAAUGAUCGAAUAAAGCCACAGAUGGAGGUUCGGGCAACAUUGAGAUGAUGAUGAUUUAAAAUUCAGCCUUUUCCCUUUUGUUUAUCGUUACAGAAAUGCUGAGGAAAAUGCAACGAACAUCAUUCAUUUCAAAAUAGCUGUGUUUUGUUGUUUUCAUUUGUUUCUAAUCUUUUAGUUUGUCUUGGUUAUUUUACAAUUUAGGUGUUUAUAAGACCAUGUAGUGUCAAUAAAACAUCUGCAUGUUCUCUCUUAUGGAAAUCUGUGGUCUGUUUCUGUUGUGGAAUCAGUUAAAAUGUAAAUGUUCAUAAACAAUUCAGUUUUUAACCAGUACUCAUGGAAAAUAAAGACAAGUCAUUUGAAAAUAGUGAUUUAUUAGUUUUUCACUUGCUCAGCCUUUGUUGGUAAGCCUUAUAAAUAAAGACAUUAGAAGCAUUAAUGCAAGAGGGACACGCUGCAUCACCUUCUGUGAGAAACGAAAGUAAUUCACCGUUUUAUGUUCUUGUGUUCAGCUGUUUCCAGCGGUAAUGCAAAACAAUGACAAUCCUUAACACACACUGAUAUAGAAAUGAAAUAGGACUAAUAUCUUCAACAACUGAUUUACAUGAGGGUGAGAUCUAGUCGCGUCCAAAUGUUGUUUUUUUUUAAAUAGCUAAAUAUAUUAACUAUGCACAUUAAAACUUAUUUUAUAUGUAGACUCACAACCAUCCUAAAUAGUGAGCAGGUCUUGCCUGUUGUAUUUUUGCAUAAUUUCACUUUCAUAAUUGAGUAUCAGGUUUGGCAGGCUAAAAGCGGUAACACUCGUUAAGUUUACAAAAUAAUUUCUAUAUAGCUAUUGGGAGCGAGUCAUUUUUC